GCCUGUGUCCGGGCUUCAAGGGCCGUGUCGGGGCCGGACACCUGCGCUCCUCGACGGCGGUGGCGGCGGCGUCCGGGCCAUGGCGGCCGAGGCGCGCGUGUCGCGCUGGUACUUCGGUGGGCUGGCGUCGUGCGGGGCCGCCUGCUGCACGCACCCGCUGGACCUGGUCAAGGUGCAUCUGCAGACGCAGCAGGAGGUGAAGCUGCGCAUGACGGGUAUGGCACUGCAGGUGGUGCGCUCCGACGGCGUCCUGGCGCUCUACAAUGGGCUGAGCGCCUCCCUGUGCAGACAGAUGACCUACUCCCUGACUCGGUUUGCCAUCUACGAGACCGUGCGGGACCACGUAACCAAGGGCAGCGAGGGCCCCCUGCCCUUCUACAAGAAGGUCGUGCUGGGCUCCAUCAGUGGUUGUAUCGGCGGCUUCGUGGGCACCCCCGCGGACAUGGUCAACGUCAGGAUGCAGAACGACGUGAAGCUGCCCCAGAAUCAGCGCCGAAACUACGCCCACGCCCUGGACGGCCUGUACCGCGUGGCCCGAGAAGAGGGUCUGAAGAAGCUGUUCUCGGGCGCAACUAUGGCGUCCAGUCGAGGGAUGUUGGUCACUGUGGGCCAGCUGUCCUGCUAUGACCAAGCCAAGCAGCUGGUUCUCAGUACGGGGUACUUGUCCGACAGCAUCUUCACUCACUUUAUCGCCAGCUUCAUUGCGGGUGGAUGCGCCACAUUCCUGUGCCAGCCCCUGGACGUGCUGAAGACCCGGCUGAUGAACGCCAAGGGCGAGUAUCAGGGUGUUCUGCACUGUGCCAUGGAGACAGCGAAGCUUGGGCCGCUGGCCUUUUACAAGGGCCUCGCGCCUGCCGGCAUCCGCCUCAUGCCCCACACUGUGCUCACGUUUGUGUUUCUGGAGCAGCUUCGCAAACACUUUGGCAUCAAAGUGCCGUCCUGAUGUGGCCAUGGGAGCAGCUGGGUCAUGCCCAGCCCCCUGCCCCAGUUUUUUCCAGAGUCCUGGAGGGUCAGCAGCUGAGCGCUGCCCU
Messenger RNA from Eubalaena glacialis (North Atlantic right whale), 1031 nucleotides. It is a transcript of the gene SLC25A10, whose product is annotated as solute carrier family 25 member 10. The transcript is spliced from 11 exons. Gene Ontology annotation, cellular component: mitochondrial membrane. Bases 80 to 943 code for a protein of 287 amino acids. Gene Ontology annotation, molecular function: succinate transmembrane transporter activity; sulfate transmembrane transporter activity; oxaloacetate transmembrane transporter activity. NCBI's taxonomy places the organism in Eukaryota, Metazoa, Chordata, Mammalia, Artiodactyla, Balaenidae. The record is from RefSeq and is a predicted model, not a curated record. Gene Ontology annotation, biological process: mitochondrial transport; malate transmembrane transport; phosphate ion transmembrane transport.